AUGAGUGAAAAACCUCUAAUACCACAUGCGGAUUCUCCACAUGCGAAGCAGCCUUACAAAGCUCUUCGAAUGAGAGCUCGGUCACCUAAACCAAUAGGAAGGAAGUGGAGGAAAACAAAAGUUACGAAAAAAACCUCUUACAAAGCUCUCCUCAUCAGAGCUCAGUCACCUGAAACUUUUCAGGAGAAUUCAACAGACAGUGAAGCAACCAGUUCAAAAGAUUUAGAAGUGAAGCCGAGGAAAAACAGUUCUGCGAAGGGGAAAAGUAUAUCAAACAAGAAAAACUCUUCCAAAAAGACCAUGUCACGGGAACUAGAUGUUACCCAGACAGCUCGAGAGUCACACAACAACAGAGGAUCAAAGAAGAACAAUUCUGAUGAAGAUAUUAUGUCAAACGAAUCAGAAGCGGAGUUUUCGAAGGAAGAAGCAUGA
Messenger RNA from Arabis nemorensis, 432 nucleotides. Lineage: Eukaryota; Viridiplantae; Streptophyta; Magnoliopsida; Brassicales; Brassicaceae. The record is from the annotation of a GenBank genome assembly.